This is a messenger RNA of Malassezia japonica, 963 nucleotides long. RefSeq lists its product as uncharacterized. The transcript has a single exon. Lineage: Eukaryota; Fungi; Basidiomycota; Malasseziomycetes; Malasseziales; Malasseziaceae. The record is from RefSeq and is a predicted model, not a curated record. Gene Ontology annotation, cellular component: mitochondrial inner membrane. Bases 1 to 963 code for a protein of 320 amino acids.
AUGGUGCGCCCCGCGGCGAUGCGCCUCGGCGCCAAGCAGGCGCCGUCGCCCAUUGCGCAGCAGGUCCGCACCGUGCGCCAGAGCCCCUUCCAGCGCCCGGCCGGUCCCACGCACAGCCAUGUCCAGCCGAUGGCGCAGGGCAGCAGCGGCUUUGGCCAGGCUGCGCCCAGCUUCUCGACGCAGGGCGGCUGGACCAAGGCGCUGACGAGCGUCGGCAUUAUUGCUGCCACCGCUAUCGGUGCCAACCUCUUCUUUAACCGCGAGACGCGCGACGGCCUGAGCGUGCAUGAGUCGAGUUACCUGAACUCGACGUUUAGCUACCUCGGCGGCGGUCUUACGGUGACGGGCCUGAGCGCCUACGCGCUGCACCGCUUCGGCUUCUCGGCGCGCCUCAUGGCCGCGAACCCCUGGCUGGUGCUGGGUGUGGGUCUUGUGGCGUCCAUCGGUGGUAUGAUGGGCGCGCAGGCUCUGCCGAGCUCGCACCCCCUCAAGGUGCCCGCGUGGCUCCUGUUUAAUGUGAGCCAGGCCGCGGUGCUCAGCCCCCUCUUUUUCCUGCACCCCGCGAUUCUGGCGCGUGCGGGUCUCUACACGGCCGGCCUGAUGGGCUCGCUCUGCUACGUCGGCGCGACCGCGAAGGAGAACCAGUACCUGUUCCUCGGCGGCCCGCUCCUGGCGGGUGUGACGAUCGUCGCGCUCUCCUCGCUGGCCCCGAUGAUUUUGCCCACGACGGCCGUGCGCACGCUGAUGGCGACCGAGGCCAUCUCGCUGUACGGUGGUCUGGCCGUCUUUGGCGGCUUUGUCCUCUGGGACACGCAAAAGAUUCUGCAGCACGCCAAGAUGGUCGAGGCGGGCAUGCGCCCCUCGGACCCGCUCGCGGAGAGCAUCGGUCUUGAGCUCGACUUUAUCAACAUCUUUACGCGCCUGGUGCAGAUCCUGGCGAUGCGUGACCAGCGCCGUCGCUAA